AUGGGGAAUAUGUUUGCAAAUUUAUUUAAGGGCCUAUUUGGCAAAAAAGAAAUGAGAAUAUUGAUGGUUGGUUUGGAUGCAGCUGGUAAAACCACAAUUCUAUAUAAACUCAAAUUAGGAGAAAUCGUAACAACAAUUCCUACAAUUGGCUUUAAUGUGGAGACAGUAGAAUACAAAAACAUCAGUUUUACUGUAUGGGAUGUUGGUGGUCAGGACAAAAUUAGACCAUUGUGGAGGCAUUACUUCCAAAACACACAGGGUCUUAUCUUCGUUGUAGACAGUAAUGACAGAGAGCGUAUAGGAGAGGCGCGUGAGGAGCUAAUGCGAAUGUUAAGCGAAGACGAGUUGCGGGACGCAGUACUCUUGAUCUUUGCAAACAAACAGGACCUGCCCAACGCGAUGAACGCGGCCGAGAUAACGGACAAGCUGGGCCUGCACUCCUUGCGCAACCGCAACUGGUACAUCCAGGCGACGUGCGCCACCUCCGGGGACGGGCUCUAUGAGGGACUGGACUGGCUCUCCAACCAGCUCAAGAACGCCAACCGCUAA
Molecule: messenger RNA, 549 nt
Organism: Pieris macdunnoughi
Lineage: Eukaryota; Metazoa; Arthropoda; Insecta; Lepidoptera; Pieridae
Source: the annotation of a GenBank genome assembly